Molecule: messenger RNA, 888 nt
Organism: Stereum hirsutum FP-91666 SS1
Lineage: Eukaryota; Fungi; Basidiomycota; Agaricomycetes; Russulales; Stereaceae
Exons: 11
Coding region: 1-888 (295 amino acids)
Source: RefSeq, a predicted model, not a curated record
AUGGUUGAUUGGCAAUCCCCAGUUGAAUUGGCACAUGAUUCAGCCGCGUUUUCCAGCUUCAUGCACGCGUUGCUUGGACUCUACAUUUGGGAGUGGUUCACCUCUCUCGAUUUUGAAUUCGCACUUCUCUCGCGGAAAAGGAGGUUCAGAUGGCCACUGAUGUUCUACUUCCUCGACCGGUACUCUAUACUUGCCGCGCUCAUUGGACUCGCCGUCUCCUUGAACGUAACAACACCAAUCGAUUGCCAAAGCUUGUAUACCUUCAACCAGCUUGCCGGUAACUUCGCCAUUGGGUUCUCCAGCAUCAACCUCUCCCUCCGCACAAUCGCAGUAUGGUCUCAAUCGAUGAAGAUUGUUGUUCCACUCUCAGUCAUCAUCAUUGGCCACUGGUUCUUACUCCUUCGAAGCAUCGUCAUCGUCAAGGUCGAAUGGACCUCCGGUGGAUGUACCAUCACGUCGACAAACACGUCAUGGCUCUCUGCCAUAUACAUCUACACAAUGUGCUUCGAUCUAAUCGUAACCGUUCUGCUUGCAUGGAAGUUGUUGCGCCCGGCGAUGGGAGCUCGAUCGCAUUCUAAUCGGUUGACCGAAAUGGUGUUUGGAGACGGUUUGAUUUAUUUUCUAAUUGCUUUCUUGUCGAAUUUGAUCGCGGUGAUUUUCAUCUUCCUGGACUUGAACGCAGUGAUGUCUGUCAUCGCUGAGGUCCCAGCUGCGGUGGCUUCUGCCAUCGUGGCAUGCCGUGUCGUUAGGCGGCUUGCAAACUUCUCGCAUGGUACUGCCGGAGCAGAAAUGUUCACGUACGUCGUCUGCCCGGUUCAAUCUCUACGCUUGGCACUCCCUCUACAUUCAACAUACACCCUUCCUCUCCUCCCAUCCCUGUCCGCAUAA